This is a messenger RNA of Beta vulgaris subsp. vulgaris (sugar beet), 1968 nucleotides long. RefSeq lists its product as uncharacterized. Gene Ontology annotation, molecular function: protein binding. Bases 1 to 1968 code for a protein of 655 amino acids. The record is from RefSeq and is a predicted model, not a curated record. NCBI's taxonomy places the organism in Eukaryota, Viridiplantae, Streptophyta, Magnoliopsida, Caryophyllales, Amaranthaceae. The transcript is spliced from 4 exons.
AUGAAGAGAAACAAGAACACGAAAAGUCAGAGUAGAAAGCGUGGUAGAGUAGUAAGCUGGUCAGAUCUUCCCACCGAAGUAGUUCAACUGAUUCUCGAACUCCUCAGUUCUAAAGUCGACGAUGUCCGAAAUUUCCGAGCAGUUUGCAAGAAUUGGCAUCGCUCAACCCAGAUUUCCGCCUUUUUACCCCACCAUAUCAAAUCUUCUGUACCCACAAAACUUAUCUCCUCCUCCAUAUUUAUCCUUCGCCAUCCCAAAACUCCUCAAUUCCUCCAAUGGAUGGUCCUCGCAGUAGAACCCAUCAAAGGCACCAUUCAAUUAUUUAACCCCUUCUCUCGAACCCAGCUCUCAACAAAUCUUCCCGACUUAACCCAACUUCGGUCUACCCUUUUAGCGACCGAAUACCAUGUGGUCGCUGACGAGCAACACGACGAUCUAUUUUCUUCUAACUCGUGCAUAUAUGGCAAAGUAGUGUUGUUCAUGAAUAGUUAUGUUCCUUCUAUCCGCAAUUGCGAUCUUUUGGCGUUAUCCGAUGGAGGUCAAGUUUUCAAAUCAUUGCCAUUUAAUAAGUAUCAAUCAUUCAGACCGGCACAUAAAGGAGAGAUUGAAGUAGAUGAUAUUAUAAGGUAUAGGGGAAAAAACUAUGCCUUAGAUAAGCAAGGGGAACUUUAUUCAUAUAGUAAUCAAGAUCAAAUUAUUUUGGUUUGUCCUUUUUCCGUCAAUUCAGGACGAAGGAAGCGUCUGGUUGUAAUGGUAUCAACUUCAGGUGAGAAACUCUAUCUGGUUGUGCCGGUAAAUGGGGAUGUUAAAGGGCCAAUUGGGGUAAUAAAUCUGUAUUUUAGAUUUUACAAGCUGAAGACUGGGUGUGGGAGAUAUUCAUGGGUUUGGGAAGAGGUGAUGAGCUUCGGAGAUGAUGAUCAGGUGAUGUUUGUCACUAGAGAUUACUGUUUUUUCGUUGCGGCGGCUGAAUUUUCAGGAUGUCAGCUUAGGAAUUGCAUUGUGUUCUCAGAGGACGCGUUCCCUGAGUAUAAUGUAGGUAAAACUGGUUGGGAUUCUGGAAAUCAAAGUGGAAAUAAGGUUGCAGUUUUUUCAUUGGAUGGAAGAGUUCAUUACAGUUUGCCUAUGGAAUGUUAUCCUUGUUUUCCUAUGAUGUUGUGUUGUCCCUUGCCUUGGUUUUUGCAGUAUGCAUCAUCUACAUUGCAAUCUGAACCUCUAAGUGAGCCUGAGGAGAAUGGAAUGAUACAAUCUGAUUCAGAUGGCGAAGGUAGUGUGUCUUUGCAAGAGGAGGUAUCUCCUGCCUCACGCGGAACUGAACUUGAGGAACAGACCACUGAGAUUCCUUCUAUCAAUACAGCUCUAGCAGUAACUACACAAUCUCCUCCUGUCAUGAAUGACAUGGAGCAUGUUGCAGAAGAAGUAUCGGAGACAGAGAGCUUAAGGAAUGUCAUUCAGAUAGAUUCCAUGGCGCAUUUGGCUCAGCCAUCUGUGAAGAAAGUUGUAACCUUCAAGUUUCGAGGAAUAGAUGUCGAGUCUGAACACCUCCCUGUUCUACAAAAAAUUUGGAUGGAGCAUGGAGAUGUUGUCGAAGGAAGUGCAAUACGUAGUUGUGACACUAUAGCCAUGGCAUUGUCUUCUUUGGCAAAGAUGGUACUUGUACUCAAAACCAACUCUGGAGAUACCUUAACAGAUGAGCAAGCUCAUUAUCUUGGUUCGACUUUAUCUGAUCUUCAAUAUAUGCGCCUAAAAGUGGACUGGUUGACUCCUUUUGUUGAGAAAGUUCUGAUGAUGCACAAAAGCAAGCAAUUGCAAGCUUCAUUGGUGGAGCUUAAAGCUAAGGCAGAAGAGAUGGAACAGAAGUUUCUUUCAGAUAUGGCUGAAAUGAAGCAACGACUGGAUAAGAAUAUAAGGCUUGUUUCUGAGAGUAUAAAAGUUGAUCAUAGUAAAUGCCUUGGUGAGGGGCUGUUCUGA